Molecule: messenger RNA, 4817 nt
Organism: Micropterus salmoides (largemouth bass)
Lineage: Eukaryota; Metazoa; Chordata; Actinopteri; Centrarchiformes; Centrarchidae
Gene: sytl5
Product: synaptotagmin-like 5
Exons: 18
Coding region: 360-2609 (749 amino acids)
Biological process (GO): intracellular protein transport; exocytosis
Cellular component (GO): exocytic vesicle; plasma membrane
Molecular function (GO): small GTPase binding; neurexin family protein binding; phospholipid binding
Source: RefSeq, a predicted model, not a curated record
ACCCUGGCUGUGGAUUUCUGCCUUCAGUCGGUGCCGAGGCGCACCGAGACACUCACGCACUGUCUCUGAUCCCCGGACGGACUCUUCAACCUGCCGUGCUCCCCUGCCGGCUCCUCUCCGCUGUCCGCAGCCUCCAGGUUUCCUGAGAGUGGUCACCUCUUGCCAGCUUUCACUAGAAACAGAAGAUUAGAGGAGGAAACGCUGGAGGGACACCAGGAAGUUCAGACUAUGCCAGGGCUAAAAGAACACCAACCCAUUCAGAAAGAGGAGCACUUUGCAGCGUAAUGUAGUUCUUUAUGACUUCCUCCAUGCAACAUUGCUUGGCUGAUUUCAUUGGCUGACUAUAGACUGAGGGACCAAUGGAGCAGGACGGGGAGGAUCUGAACCUCUCCUUUCUACUGGAACAUGAAAGAGAUAUGAUCCUGAAGGUGCUGCAGAAAGAUGAGAAAUUAAGGAAACGAGAGGAGAAGAGGAUACGGAAGCUAAAGAAUGAGCUGCUGGAGAUCAAACGAAAAGGUUCCCGUCGGCCCCAGGAGCUGGGGGAACGACAGUGCGCUCGCUGCCUGAAGACUUUGGGCCUGAUCUUCGACCGAGGAGAUCUCUGCAAGGAGUGUCAGCUGCGCGUCUGCAGCGACUGCCGCGUGAAAGCUCCCAACACACACCAGUGGAAGUGUAAUGUUUGUGCCAAGAUCUCGGAGCUGAAGGUGGUAACAGGAGAGUGGUUUCUGGAGGAGCGGUCCAAGCGCUUUGAGCAGGGAGUGCCGAGCAGUGACGUGAUCAAACAGACAAUCAUGAGUAGCCCCCCCACCACGGCAAAAAAGUCUACAGAAAACCUGUCAGCACCUUCUCAAUUAGAGAACCCAGACACCCCAAGAUCCAAAAGAAGUCCACUACUAAUAGCUGUGGAUGGUGCCAGGAGGAAAGGAAGGAUGAAGAUGGAUAAGAAAGGCAACCGAAACACCUUGAAGCCGGAGAACGGAGUCGACAGUGUCAGUGUCAAAUCUGCUUCGGAUGGAGAUGCUCAAAGCGUACGAAGUGUUCGCUCUGCACCGAGUCCACGUUCAAACAGGGGCGGUGCAGUGGCCUUGGAGUCCUCGGGGAUACCCACGAUUCCCAACAACCUGCGGUCCCAAACUCAGGAGAGAUCCCCUACUCCCAGCGACAACCGGAGGGUCAGGCCUGACGGAGCAGAGAGCACUGCCAGUUUACGCGACAGCGCAUCUGAGAAAAAGGCUGCCGGCCAUCACAGGACGAACUCAGGCACCCCGACCAUUUCUGUGUCCAGGGCCUCAGUUUCAUCAGAUCACAGUCGCUCAGAGAUGGACCUGUCAGCUCCUGGUUCUGAACCCAGUGACGACGCCUUCAGUCUCAGAAGCCAUUCCGUCCCCGGACUCAAUGAAAAAGAGUUUUCUGAUGAGGAUGCGGAGGAAGACAUCGAUGCCCUGAUGUCGGCCCACAGCAAUCCUGCCAGCCGACGCUUGAGCAACGCAGUGUCAACGUCUUCCACUCCCUGCUCAGAGAGAAGGUGGGGGUACCUCAAUGUCCCUGACUCGGAUGCUGAGACUAGUAGCAUAAACAGCAUGAUGAGCAUGUACAGCGAGACUGGUGACUAUGGCAACGCCAGGGUGAGCGGCGAGAUCCUGCUGAAAAUCAGCUACAGCUACAAAACCGGUGCUCUCAAUGUCCUGGUGAAAGAGUGUCACAACCUGGCAACAGGAGAUGAGAGGAGGCAACGCACAGACGCUUAUGUGAAGACUUACCUGCUGCCAGAUAUGUCACGACAGAGCAAGAGGAAGACAAGCAUCAAGGCCAACACCAUUAACCCCGUUUUCAAUGAGACUCUGAGGUACGUGAUCAGCCACUCGCAGCUGGAGACACGAACCCUGCAGGUCUCUGUGUGGCACCAUGACCGGUUUGGACACAACAGCUUCCUGGGAGAGGUGGAGCUGACCUUUGACUCCUGGGAGUUUGAUUCCCAAAUAGAGGACUGGUACGCUCUGCAGCCCAAGCUGGAGAGCAAUAUAGACUCCACAAUGCAGUAUAAAGGAGAACUGACUGUCGUGUUGAAGUACAUUCCUGCAGAGAAGAACCUCACGCUGCCUCUGGACCAAGUACAAGUGAAGAAAGGGUUCCUGAAAGGCAAGAAGACAAGCAGCUUUACUCUGCCCAAAGGGGGCAUGGUUGAGCUGCUGGUCAAAGGAGCCAAAAAUCUUACUGCUGUCAAGUCUGGAGGCACUUCUGAUCCUUUUGUGAAAGGAUACCUCCUGCCUGACAGCAACAAGUCAACCAAGCACAAGACAGUGGUGGAGCGACGCACUGUGAACCCACAGUGGAACCACACCUUCACCUAUUGUGGCCUGCAGCCAGGAGACCUCAACAACGUCUGCUUGGAGCUCACGGUCUGGGACAAAGAAGCUCUGGCCAGCAAUGUCUUCCUGGGAGGAGUCAGGCUUGGGGCUGGCACAGGCAAAAGCUACGGGAACGAGGUAGACUGGAUGGACUCCUACGGGGAGGAGCAGCGGCUGUGGCAACGUAUGAUUGAAAACCCAGAAAUCCCUCACGAGUGUACUCUGAUGCUGCGAUCCAGCAUGCGCAAGUGCAACACAUGAGGCGGACCAAAGCACAGACAGAGAGGAUAAAAGAGAAUAACAGAUGGAGAGGAGAAACAGAAAGAAGUGAUGUGAAGGCGAAGAGGUGGAGAAGUGGAACGGUCAGAAAAAAAACAUAAAAACAACAGCAAAGGGUCCAACACUCAUAAAGGAACAGAGACCGUCCCUCUCACUACUUCUUCUCCCCUGAGAUGCCCUGUUCAGAUCCCUGUUCCUGUCCAGAACAGCCAGUCAUGCCUUACACAAUCAUACACAUGUACCCCCUCCUGCCCUCCAAAGCAUCUAGUAUUGACCAAGCACUGCUGUUUACUGCUGUAUAUGAAAAACAUGUGUUGUAUGUAACUUACUGUAUCUACUGAAUAAGCACACGGUGUGACUCCUGAUCUGUCUGUCCUCGUCUCUGUGAUUCAUGUUCAUACAGAGUCACAUCUGCAUGUAGUUACAGCUGAUAGAGACUAUUUGUAAGGCGUUAGAUGAGGCACUGAUCAAUAAUGUAGAGACUUAGACAUUCCCUUUAUUAGCAACCAAGCUUUACCCUGGUCUGAAGCACACGAUGAUGCUGAGAUUCAUCUCCUUAUAAACAGUUGUGUACAGAGGUGGAAAGUGACUAGUGCUAUUCUUCUUACUCAAGUAGUAUGUUUACCUAACUUUAUUAUUGAAACAUUAUUGAUGAUCACUUGUGAGGAAACAAAAAUUAUUAUCAAUCAUCAGUUAAUAUCCGAUGCUUUCCAAAGUAGUCUUAUAUGCUUUCAUUUACAACACUUUAUGGGGGAAAAUAAUAAUUAAGCAAAAUGGAGUAUCCUCCUUCUUCUUAGGGUAAAAGUAUAAAUACUGAUUUUAGACCAUACAUUGAGCAUUUUUAGCCACACUAGCAGCUUCAUAAAGGUAAUGUCAGUCUUGUUUGGUCGCUGCACCCCUCUGGUCCAGACUGAAAUAUCUCAAAAUUACUGGAUAGACUGUACCGCCAUUUAUGGUUCCCAGUUGAUGAAUCCUAAUGACUUCGGCAAACCUUUUCUUCUUGCGCCAGUCACCUUGAGGUUCACAUUUAUGGUUUUGAAGUGAAAUGUCUUGACAGCUAUUGGAUGGAAAACAAAAUGUGUUGUUCUCCACAGAGUGAAUUGUAAAAACUUUGAGUCUCUGAUGUUUCUUUAGCGCCAUCAUCAAUACUUUGGUUUGCAUCCAAAAACCUGCAAAAUAAUGGCAAUCCAAUCAGCCUCAGCUGUAACUUAUGUUUAGUGCUAAUUAGCACAUUUUAGCAUGCUAACAGGCUAAACUAAGACGGUGGACACGGUAAACAUUAUACCUGCAAAACAUCAGCAAGUUAGUGCUGUUUUGUGAGCAUGUUAGCAUGCUGAUAUGUAGCAAUUCCACUCAAAGCUCCACUGUGGACAGCCUCACAGAGCCGUAGCAUGGCCAUAGACUCUUUGUGUUGUCUGAUAAAUGACAACCAGUUAAUUUAAAGCAAAAUUGUUGGUAAUUUUUGAUCGACUAACUGAUUAAUCAGCUCUCAGUUCUUAAAAAUUGCAUUUAAGCAGAAAAGAGAGUAGUUGUGGUUACUUUCCACCUUUGGUUGUCAGAAGAAAAAAAAAUCAAGAUUUCAUCAUAAUCAUAACACUGUAUCAGCGUGAUCAUAGAAACUGCAUGGUGUUAGAGAAAACAGAGGGAGAUGAACAAAAGAAAGUAAUAUGAAGCACUGAUAAUGACAUGACUUUAAGCUCAGACGGGAAAGUGUUCCCAGGAACCCUGAGACGAGGGCUGUGUGUUAUAGAGUGAGUCAGCGCUGAGACGAGCUGCCUUCAUCUCAGGGGGAGCCUAAUAAUGAGUCAGUGACAGUGACCUUGUCCCUGUCGCUCAGGGGCUCUGCGAUCCACCAUCCUGUGAUGAAUCACGCAGUUGAUAAUUCUCAACUUAAACCCUGUACAACCAUUUUUUCAUGUGGAAUGCCAGUUUUGUCUGCUUGUCCUUGGCAAACCCUCUGCUCCCAGAGACAAACAGUUUCACACUGCACAAUUAUAGUAAUAAUACAUGGUGUUCAACAUACUUUAGAUGAGAGGCUCGUGCAAUACCUGAUUACUGAAGAAACAUUUGAUGUACAGCAUGUACUAUCUCUGUUGUGUCUAGUUUCCAAGCAUCAAACUCACUGUAUUCAAGCCUAUUUUCUCCCAGAUGUGUUACAGGGAUAUUUUGAAAUAAAAGCAUCUUUCCAUA